CGCCGGCAGCCGGAGAGAAAGUUCCCGGGGAGAGCUCGCCCCCAGAGGGCCGACGUCGAGGCUGCUCGCGGCGAGGGUCGCAGGUCCGGCGUGUCCAGUCUGCCUCGCUGCUCAGUGCUGUGGGCCUCCCGGGCUUGGUUCUCCGGGAAGCAUCGUUGGCGGGCGGCUGCCGCUAAACUUGGAGGGGGAGGAUGCAGCGAGUGGGAGCGGCGGCGUCGGGCACGGGGGCGCACUGAGUGCUCCUGCGGGCGCCCCCGGGCACUGCUGCUAGGGCUGCGGCCGGGCGAGGGCGCCGAGGCUGAGCGGGCAGGUAGCAGCACCAGCGCCGGGACUGCGCCAGCCCUGCGAGCCAGGGCCGCCAGCGCCACCGUGCCAGCGUCGCCUCCUCGCCACGGAGCCACGGUGCGCGGAGCGCGCACGCCGCGCGCGGGACUCUGAGCUCCGGCCGCGCCGCGCGUCCCCACCUCUUCUCUACCCUCUGGGCUUCCCCACCGACCUUGCCCGCUGGCCAUGAAGCUUUGGCCCGGAGUCCCUCGCCUCUGAGCCUCACGUCUGCCUCUCCAGUCCCAGCGCCGCUCGACCACAGAUAGCACUCGGCUGCUGGAGCUCCCCAUCCUCUCCCAGAGACGGCAUCCAGGCGCUCCGGGAUGGCGCUCCGCCGGUCCCUCCGGCCGCGCAAAGUUCGCAGGAGGCGAGAGAUGCUGCCACAGCAAGUUGGAUUCGUGUGCGUGGUGCUGGCCCUGGUGUGCUGUGCGUCUGGCUUCUUUGGCAGCUGGGGGCACAAAACAGCUUCUGCUAGCAAACAUGUUCUACCAGACACAUGGAGAAAUAGAAGGCUGAUGGCACCAGUGAAUGGGACGCAGGCAGCUAAGAAUUGCACAGAUCCAGCCAUUCACGAGUUCCCCGCAGACCUGUUCUCCAAUCAGGAGCGACAGCAUGGAGCCGUCCUGCUGCACAUCCUCGGUGCUCUGUACAUGUUCUACGCCUUGGCCAUAGUAUGUGAUGACUUCUUUGUUCCGUCUCUAGAGAAGAUCUGCGAGAAACUCCAUCUCAGUGAAGAUGUGGCUGGAGCUACCUUCAUGGCUGCAGGAAGCUCGACGCCAGAACUGUUUGCCUCUGUUAUUGGUGUAUUCAUCACCCACGGAGAUGUGGGGGUUGGGACCAUCGUGGGCUCUGCUGUGUUCAAUAUCCUGUGUAUCAUUGGCGUUUGUGGGUUAUUUGCAGGGCAGGUGGUCCGUCUGACGUGGUGGGCCGUGUGCCGAGACUCCGUGUACUACACCCUCUCUGUCAUCGUGCUCAUUGCCUUCAUAUACGACGAGGAAAUUGUGUGGUGGGAAGGCCUGGUGCUCAUCAUCUUGUACGUGUUUUACAUUCUGAUCAUGAAGUACAAUGUGAAGAUGCAGGCCUUUUUCACAGUCAAACAAAAGACCAUUGCAAAUGGCAACACGGUCAACAGUGAGCUGGAGGAUGGUAAUGAUUACUGUGAUAGUAGCUCUGAUGACCCCUCCGUGCCAUUGCUGGGGCAAGUGAAGGAGGAGCCACAGUACAGCAAAAACCCGGUGGUGAUGGUGGACGAGGUCAUGAGCUCCAGCCCUCCCAAGUUCAACUUCCCAGAGGCAGGCUUACGCAUAAUGAUCACCAAUAAGUUUGGACCCCGGACACGGCUGCGCAUGGCCAGCAGGAUCAUAAUUAACGAGAGGCAGAGGCUGAUCAACUCGGCAAACGGUGUGAGCAGCAAGCCACUUCAGAAUGGGAGGCACGAGAACAUGGAGAACGGGAACGUUCCCGGGGAAAAUGCCGAAGAGCCGCCACGGGAGCAGGAGCAGCAGCUGCCGCCCCCGCCGCCGCCCCUGGAGCCAGAGCCAGUGGAGGCCGCCUUCCUGUCCCCCUUCUCCGUGCCCGAGGCAAGAGGGGACAAGGCCAAGUGGGUGUUCACCUGGCCACUCAUCUUCCUCCUGCGCAUCACCAUCCCCAACUGCAGCAAGCCCCGCUGGGAGAAGUUCUUCCUGCUCACCUUCGUCAUGGCCACAUUGUGGAUCGCUGUCUUCUCCUACCUGAUGGUGUGGCUGGUGACUAUUAUUGGAUACACCCUGGGGAUCCCUGAUGUCAUCAUGGGCAUUACUUUCCUUGCAGCAGGCACAAGCGUUCCAGACUGCAUGGCCAGCUUGAUCGUGGCGAGACAAGGCCUAGGUGACAUGGCGGUCUCUAACACCAUAGGAAGCAACGUGUUUGACAUCCUAGUGGGACUCGGCAUACCGUGGGGGCUGCAGACGAUGCUUAUUAAUUAUGGAUCAACAGUGAAGAUCAACAGCCGGGGUCUGGUCUACUCCGUGGUGUUGCUGCUGGGCUCCGUUGCUCUCACCGUCCUCGGCAUCCAUCUGAACAAAUGGAAGCUGGACCGGAAGCUGGGGGUCUACGUGCUGGUUCUCUACGCCAUCUUCUUGUGCUUCUCCAUAAUGAUAGAGUUUAACGUCUUCACCUUUGUCAACUUGCCGAUGUGCCGAGAAGAUGAUUAAAGCGGAGCCACUGCCCCGCCGGGAGCUGUUCUGGAUACUCUGGCAUCUUCCUUCCCCUCCCUCCCCCACCACAAAUCUCUCCUGCCACCGUCUGUUCUUUCAUCCACAGGAAGGAAGAGCCAAUGUGGUCUUUGUCUGGCCACAGGCCAGGUUGCCAGGCGUCAUCCUCCUCCUCGGAGUUCUGCGCCUCCAAAAGCAAGAUUCGGGGGUUGCUAUUUGAGCAGCUUCGCAGACCUCUGAGCUGCCAGCCAUAGGGAUGUAGCAUGUGUCUCCUCUCCCGGACGCUUGGGUCAGAAGGACUUCUGUGCUCAGGUUGUCUUUCUGUCGCACGGCAGCCUCGGAAAUGAGGUGGUUGGUGAACACAAGGUCUCCUGGGGCAAGUGCAAGAUAAGUACGCUGUUCUCAGGGGGCCCCUCUGGGCCAGAGGGUGUGAGGUCCUUGGGCAGCAUGUGCUACUGAGAGCCUCUGAAUCCCCUGGAAGCACUCAAAGUUUGGAGGAAGCAAGGCUCAACCUGUUGGGAGUUUGGGGCUGUAAUGGCAAACUCUCCACCCCUUCUUCUGCAAAAAUUGGAAGAAUAGACAUGGUUGAUCACAGCUGAAGAGAGAGAACGAGUGAAUAUUCUUACCACGUUUAUUGAUGCAUUCAGAGAAUGAACAAUGAAACAGUAAAAAUAAAAUGUCACUCAUAGAUCAUCAUACUUGAAAAAUAUCAUUCCAUACAAAGGACCUGGACGGGGACCAAAAAGGUAAUGCUUCUGAAAAACGAAUCCCACGUGUAUCACGUUGCAUUGACACUAAGACGUUUGGUUUGGAAUAUAGAAAAGUGUGAAAGACUAACGGGUGCUAACAAAGAGACACGGUGGAGCUCGUAGUUCCCAGCCGUUCAUUCCAGACCUCCUGUGGGAGGCGGCGCAUCGUCAGUUUGGGUUUGUCAUUUCUUUGUUACUGCUCUACUCUCAAAGCCACCCCCUUCAAAGACCCAAUUGUUUCUAUGCCCAACCAAUUUCAUAGCCUGCUUAACUGGAAUGAGUGUGCCAGAAACCAUGGUUUAAUGACAAGAAGAGAGAUUUCCUGAAAAAACACCAGUUGCUCUCUGGUUAGCUGGAGGUAUCUGAAAACCGUAACUUGGAAUUUUUUAGACCUAAGUUUCUUGAACCUUAUAGUUUGCUACACAUGAAAGACCAGGGAUGGGAGGCUGAUUCAAAAACAGAUAGAAGAAUAUGAAACAAUUUUCAGCUGCUUCUUAGCUCUCAAAUAUAUAUUAAAAAGAUUUAUGAACACAAACCAUUUGUGGUUUCUAAACAGAAAGCACAAUUAAUUUUAUAUAGAGGUGUUUUUUUAUUUUUUUAAUGUUUCUAUUGGAAAAGUCUAUCAGAUUUGAUGCACUUUUAAUAUUGGGAUAUUUUGCACAGAAGACUGUAUGGGAACGCCCCAUGAUGGUGUGAGGAAAGGCGGUAUUUCAGCAAUUCACCAAUAAUCGGUCACAGGUGAUGAGUGUAAAUUCAAUCCUAGAUCUUUCCUGAGACACAAAGGUUGUGACCGUAGUGGAAUUUGUGGCUGUGCUCUUUAGGGCCUCCUGAAUUUCAGAAGGAGGUUGUGUUCAAGCUCGUGUCCCUUGAAUUCCUUUCGCGUGAGCCUAAGACGUGACAACUCCCGUCACCAGGCUUCUAUUUUGCAUCCUCAUCAGUGUUAGUAGCCACACCAGGUCAAGGCUUCUCUUCUUUGUUUCUCUCCCCAGAUACUCAGUGGUCUUCAAGUUGAGGACAAAAAGCGAUUUUCCUAAGAAAUUAGCUACGUGGGAGGCCAGGGAGCCUGUAGGUUCAUCUGUAUAAACUUUUAGAUGCAGAGGGUUUCGGAACCCUCGGGACUGCUCUGUGCCCUCAUAGAAUAGCAGCCUGGUCUUCUCCAUCUUACAGACUCAUCCAGGCUUCAGAGUGUGUCUGUGAUGUAAAUAGGGCUUAUUUUCCCCAUUUAACAGGAAAUGUAGUCUUGGAGAGGUCAGGUGACUCUAGGUCAAUGGCUAGUAAGUAACAGAACAGGGGCCCAGCCCCAGAUCGUCACCCCUCCAGGCUCAGCCAGUCUGGCGUGUAGCCAUCCUUGGUGGGGUGGGUGUGGGCAUGUCCUGGUCAUUAGGGUCAGUCCUCAUUGUUUGAGUCAAAACUUCAUCAAAUAUUUGACAUCUGGGUGCUCCAGCUCACAUCCUGAUAUUUAUCCCUAUCCUAUGUCCCUGUUUUUUUUUUUCUGAUAAAGACCAAAAAAUAUUUUUAGGUACAACAAGGCACAGGCCACUUGCCCCUGAUGAUGUCCCUGCUGGUGUUCAGCUUUUUGUGCUCUUGGGCAGCUUUCAGAGGACACAUCCUAAUGACCUGCCUCUUCCUCAGCAGAACCCACCUGAGAUUAUAAAGUAUGUUGCAGUUGCAGUUUGAGACCAAAAAAAUUAUGUUUUUAGUAUGUCGAGCAGUCCUGGCUAAUUCUCAUAUGACUUUAAUGUGCCAAUGUAACUUCCUUAAAGGAUCUAUGCAUAUAUUGUAUUUAGGAAAAUAUAUAUACACUGUAGGUGAAAAAUUCUUUUUUAACUAAAUAUUUUUCCAUCUCAAGUUUAAAGAAUUGCUUGUUGAAUUAGGCCUUCAUUUUAAAAUAAUGCUUUCAUCACUGCGCAGGAUUACUUCCUCUAUUCCCAAACUAAUGAGCACGGGGUAAUUACUCUGCUCCCAAAAUAGGCGAUUAAAAAAAUUAACUUAGCUCUUUGAAUUGGGGGACAGAAAAGAAAAGUGAGCCACUGCACUCAGAUAGAAAAUGUCUACAGAAGCAGGAGCAGCUAGUUGUCUUAAUUUCUGGCUUGGUAUUUGCCUUCGCCAGCCCAAGCAUAGUCAGGGUGGAAGACGUGCAGUGUCUUAAGAACCUGGUCCUGGAGGAAGGUUCUGGAUCAGCAGCAGUGAGAGACUAAGGUUAAGGGCAGGUCAGAGCUGUCCCACUCCCAUCCGUCCUGUAUCCCCUGGGCUGCUGGUCUCUGUGUUCAUCUCCGGGUGCCCAGACCUCGUGAAUCUUCCCCUGUUCAUUACCUACUCCGUACCCCGCUGCCCCACCUGUGAGGCCUCUUUUUUGCUUCUCCCUGUCAAUCCUCUGCCUCUUCAGACCCAAGCAGCUGAAAAGGCAUAAGCCUCCAGAGCUGGCUUAAACCAGAUGAGUGUGCCCAUCCCUCUAGGGCAGUCCUGCAGAUCCCUCCUGGGCUGCCCAGGGUCCAGGUCCCAAGGAAAGAAACCACCCUCUCUUUCCUUUUGACGAGGAUUUGCCCACCUCACAGCAUCAGCAGAAGCCCAGCCUUCAGGGAACAGCAGAUCCGCAAACAGGCUGGGAACCUGGGAAGGGUGUGGGUGGCCUCCUUGUGCUGACAUCCUUCUUUCCUCCCAAUGUUUCCCCUCCCUGAGUCCUAGGGCCCCUCCCUCUCCUUAAGGUUGGGGUGGAGAGAGGCCAGAUGCACUGGGAGAGAAUCUGUUUCUUUCCUUCUUACCCAGGUGUGAAGUGGGCUAGCAGGGUCAAGGUCUGAAACAGGGCAGAGAGCAGCAGAGACCCUUCAGCUCGGGCUGUGCUGCUCAGUGAGCUGGUGGCCUCCUGUCAGUCGUGACACUGAGUGGACCCCUAGGGCUGUGGGUGGUCUCUUCGCUCUCACUCCCACCUUUCCUUCCCUCGUGGGCUGUGCUCCUCCCACGUGGGAAAAGAUGAUUGUGCAGUGAAUGUGACAGGCUCUCAGCAAACGCUUGCUGCUUGAAUAAACAAAGAACUUGCCUGUUAGGGUGAAAACCUCCAGGAGAUUGUUCCCAAGUGCCGUGAUUUAAAUAUUCCCUGGUCCCUCACAUGCCCUCUGAAUGUCACUUCUGUGAGUCUUCCUCCCCUUGGGGCAGGUAGCAGAUGCGUCCAGGGCACCUGGGAUGGGCCACAUCUUGGCAGCUUUGUUGCCAUGUCGCGCUCAUAGCAACUUCCAGAAAUUUUUGAAAAUGCUCUCUGGGCAACUCUUGGGUGGCAGGAAGUCUGUCAUCCCCCAUUCAUCCCAGACCCAAUGUGCUGCCCCAGCCUCUAUCCUCUCGAGCAUCUGGGUGCCUGACCAGCAGUGAGCCCUUACCCUCUGCAGCUGGUUUCGUGAGCCUUUGAAGUGUAAAGACGCUCUCUGGGCCUUCUCAAAGCACAUAGAAGGGGCCCCUCCAGCACUGAGUAAAUCCCCCUACUGUGCCAGGCAUGUGGGUGGUGGAACAAGAGGGUCUUUGCACGGGCCCAUCCCACAAGGCAGAGGACACGGGUGGGACGCAGACUUUGUCAUCUGGCUUGUGCCAGGCCCCUUUGCCUUGCCACAGAGAUCUGUUCCCCAAAGGGCACAGUCUGUAAGGGUACAGAUUUUUAAGUGGCAUUUAGGUUGUUUCAUUUGCUUCUUAAUAGGGAAAACUGAAUUGGGACACUAGAAUGUGCUUAACUGCAGGCCUAGUAGCCAACGUGACAGUAUCCAAAGUCAUGCGCUGCCCGGCCCCAAGAAAACAGUGCUUGCAUGGAGUCGGGAGAAGAGGCGCUUCACUCCCAUCCUGCCCCCCAGGAGGAGCUAUUUUUUUCCAUCACAACAGGGAACCAGCUGGGAGGUAUUAGAGCAUUGAUUAUUUUAUGGGGAUUUUUUUAAAAAUUCUAACUUUUUAAUGACAAAUGGCUCCCUGGUUCCAUUCGUUUCUGCUAAAUCCUCACAAGCUGCUGGGGGCCAGAGGCCGGGCUUAGCAUCAUCUUUUACCUGCAUGUUUCUAAGGCUUUCUGUUGCCUCUUGUGGUGUCAGGGUCCAGUCGCCAAGGCCAUGUAUGCUCCACACCCUUUGUAGCAGGAGCCGAGAACAUCCCCGCUUCCAGUCUGGGAAAUGUCUGCUUCCCAAACACCCGGAUACAGAACCGGGGCCAUGGGAGGCAGCUCUGACAGUAAGAGAUGCCGUCACUGUACCUCUGUGAAAGGCAGGCGCCUGCUUGUGUGGUUUUUCCAUCUGUACGUUUACGGGUCUGGGAUGGGCUGCAUCUUAGUUAAAAGCCCUAUGAGAAAUAACAGCAUAAUCCACACCUAACCUACUCCCACUGUUGCCAGAAUUCAAACAGUUGCUUUUUAUGCAACACGUUGGUUGGGACUUUUCCAUGGUGGAUGCCAGCAAAGCCAUUAAUCCUGGAGAAAGUAUGUACCUUCCCCUCCCCACCACUGGAAAACAAGUUGUUUUUUUUUUUUUAGCUAUGGAGAGAAAGUAUGUGCAGCAUUCGGUUUCUAGCCACACGGUUUGGUAUGAUCAGCCUUUGUGCGUAAAGGAGAGCCCCAGACAGCAGAGCUCAACCUGCUCCCACUCCAGAGUUUCCAAGACAGGAAUUCCCAAGUGUCCAGACAGACUCACAGUCUCCUUGCCAUAGAAGAAGCGAGGCCUUUCCUUCCACUGAAAAUGACUGGGAUAUGAGCCAGGCAGGUCUGUUUUUCCAAACCCGAUGUUCUGGUGGGUUUUUUCUGGCCACUGGGGCAUCCCUGACCUCAACUCCAGAGUUACCCAUCUGAGCUGUAGAACUCUUCCUGGCACUUCUUCCAUGUGGCUUGGACCAAGGAUAUUUGGGGUCCAGAAGACAGAGCUGUUGCUGAGCUCUGUGGCUGGUUCUUGGGGAUCCUCCUCCGGGGGCUGCUGGUCUAGGAGGCUAGGGUUCAAGUUCAGAGCACACUCUCCCUGGUAGGUGUCUUCUGUAUGUGUCUUCCACCCAGAAGCUGCCAGCCCUGAGCAGUUGCUGGUGUCUGAAUACAAAGAGAGCCUUGACGACCUAGAGAGGAAGAGAGCUGCCAGCCAGGCGGGGCCAGGCCCCUGGGCCAACACGGGGGCUGCCAAGCAAAGGGCUGAGUGAGGGGAGGCCUGGCGCAGCCCAGGUGCCCGAGAGGCAGACUGAGCACUGUUUCCCUGGGGCCAUGGCAUCUUCCUGGGGCCCAGCCUUGACUUAACAAAUAUCAAGGAGGUAGAACCAGAGGGCUCUCAUGCCUAGAACGAACCGCCUCAGAAACCACCCAAACCAAACACUUCUGGGGCUGUUACACAUCACUUGAGUCUCCGUAAGACAGUUCUGGCAGGCUGGGCUGAACACUGCCAUCUUUGUUCAUUUUCUCUAACGGGCGAAGCAGGAGCAAUGAGCUGAAAAGUUGUAAAUAAUAAAUAUAUUUAUCUGGCUAUUUAUUUUUUCAAUAACUGUGACCUCCUGCACUGUGAAUGCUCUGUGAUAUGAGAUUCUUAGUUUAAAAAAACUGUCAUUAAAUUUGAAUGAAUUGACAUUACUGGUUACUAAACAGUGGCAUGAGUUUAUUUUUAUUGUGAAGAAAAAUCUAGAGUAAAUAUGAACUAAAUCUUUAUAAGAAAUCUAGCAGUCAGUAUUGUAAUGCAAUAUAUGAAAAUCUGUACACUGUCAAUAAAAUAAAUGAACACAAGUUGUCUUUCCCUAUAGAGAGCUUCCAUUCAUGUUUUAAUAGACACACACGUAUUUGUAUUUUUUGAAAGAAUUCUUUACACUGGAAUAACAGCCAUUUAUUGAAACCAUUUCUAUUUGCAUAUUGAGAAAAA
Messenger RNA from Camelus dromedarius (Arabian camel), 9111 nucleotides. RefSeq names its product solute carrier family 24 member 4 (gene SLC24A4). Lineage: Eukaryota; Metazoa; Chordata; Mammalia; Artiodactyla; Camelidae. The transcript has 17 exons. Bases 648 to 2516 code for a protein of 622 amino acids. Gene Ontology annotation, cellular component: plasma membrane. Gene Ontology annotation, biological process: intracellular calcium ion homeostasis; calcium ion transmembrane transport; sensory perception of smell. Gene Ontology annotation, molecular function: calcium, potassium:sodium antiporter activity; calcium channel activity. The record is from RefSeq and is a predicted model, not a curated record.